GGCCGGAUAUAAUGUUUCUAAACAGGAAGUGUGGCAGUUUACUACCGAACUGCGGGCGGGCGCCAUGGCGGCCUACGAGCAGGUCCAAAAGGGGCCCUUGAAGCUGAAAGGCGUCGCAGAGCUCGGCGUGACCAAGCGGAAGAAGAAAAAGAAGGACAAAGACAAGGCGAAACUCCUGGAAGCCAUGGGAACGAGCAAGAAGAACGAGGAGGAGAAGCGGCGCGGCCUGGACAAGCGGACCCCGGCCCAGGCGGCCUUCGAGAAGAUGCAGGAAAAGCGGCAAAUGGAAAGGAUCCUGAAGAAAGCCUCCAAAACCCACAAGCAAAGAGUGGAGGACUUCAACAGACACCUGGAUACACUCACAGAGCACUACGACAUUCCCAAAGUCAGCUGGACGAAGUAGCCUUCCCACCCAGAGUAUGGGUGCACCAAGGGGAACAGCAGGCCAGGUUGGGGUUAUGUGUGGUGCCUGUGGUAUUUUCUAGAAACACUCUACACACACCCUGCGUUUUCUGCUGAGACAGUGCUUUUAAAGCAGUGUGCCCUCAUUCUGGAACUUGAUUAAAGUAAGACUAUCCUUUUACUCUAUUUUAGUUUCUCAAUAGCACAUUGAAGAUGAAGCUUUUUAGUUCGGACUGGAAAUUAUUGAGAGUUUAUUCAGAGGUUAAGUGGAAGUGUUUUUACACCCAAGUUGCAUCUAACUCAUGUUGACAGUCCACCAGCUGUCUCUGCCUGGAGGAAACUGCCCCCAGAGGAGAAGGAGCUGCAAGUGCAGACCCUCAAGGGGCCCGGCAUGUGCUGCCCUUCCACGUUCCCUCUAGCUGGGGCUUAUGCGGUUCCAUCCAGGGCCUGGGGAGGCCAUUUGCCUGUGGCCUUCAGACUGCCUCAGCCCAGCUGGCCAGGGAGAAUAACCACCCAAGGCAAGGAUGGAAUGAACGCCUUGCCUCUUUUCUGAGCUGAGCUAGUGGCUGGCAUGCAGCCUGUUCCCCCAAUAUCCCUAUUCCAGACAUGUCAGGUGGGUGUUGCCAUGGUAGACAUUGCCAGUCAAGUACCACGUUCUUUGUAAUGGAACCCAGACACUGCCUCCUGCCUCACUACCUUCACCGCUGAGCUCCAGGCACAGUGUUUGUUCAGAGUUGGCACAUUCAUGGAACCUGUUUGGCAUUCCCGGCCUAAGGACGCCUCAGGGUAAUGGGACCAGGGCAGUGACACACACAGACAGACAUGGGUGCAGUCCCAGGGGAGGACCCAGGUUCCAGUGCUGCAGAGCCAGUGUCUUUGAGGGCCUGAUGUCCCCCCCACAUGAGGAUCGGACUGCACAUGCUACUGGAAGAAUAUGGUCUCUAUUGACAUACAUCUGAAAAAACAACAAAUUCAGAAGAAAAAAAUCUAAGUGUUGGGUUUGGGGCUGUCAUAUGUGAACUGCAGAAUAAAGCAAAACCAGUUAUUAAAUAUAA
This is a messenger RNA of Myotis lucifugus (little brown bat), 1457 nucleotides long. It is a transcript of the gene FAM32A, whose product is annotated as family with sequence similarity 32 member A. The coding region runs from base 65 to 403 and encodes 112 amino acids. Gene Ontology annotation, cellular component: nucleolus. The transcript is spliced from 4 exons. The record is from RefSeq and is a predicted model, not a curated record. Lineage: Eukaryota; Metazoa; Chordata; Mammalia; Chiroptera; Vespertilionidae.